AUGCAUCACAAUAUUCCAGCCGAUGAUAUUCCUAGAACAGAGGUUGGGAACAUAUUUGCCAUCACCGGCAAUACUGGGCCUGCUGCCUUUUGGAUAAUUUAUCACCUCUAUUCCAAUCCAUCUGCUCUGGAGAGCUGCAGGGAUGAAGUAUCUAACAUCAUCCAAGAGGACGGAAGUAUUGCGCUUCCAUGGCACAGGGAUCUCUGCUCGCAUGAUUCUAGAAGACCAUAUGCUCGACGGCAAGGCGGUAACGUCGACGAAUUCUAUCAUGAGCACUUCAUACGGUCAACCCAUCAGAAGCGUCCAAACCCAGUUGCUUUCCGUGGGUUUGGAGGCGGGACUGGUCUCUGCCCCGGUCGACACUUUGCUAGUACAGAGAUCCUAGCGUUUGCGGCUCUGAUGAUCACUCGUUUUGAUGUACGACCGAUUGGUGGGAAGUGGAAUCGUCCUGGAACGGAUAAAGCGGCUCUAUCCGCCUCUGUGGCUCCUCCCAAUGUUGACUUUGAGGUUGAGAUUACUCCUAAGAGCAUUUAUGAGUGGCGCAUAUCUUGUAUGGGAUCUGAUAAGGCUAUGGAGAUCGCAGCUGAAGACAUUGUUAGUGAAAAAUAG
Annulohypoxylon truncatum is the source of this 609-nucleotide messenger RNA. RefSeq names its product cytochrome P450. The record is from RefSeq and is a predicted model, not a curated record. Lineage: Eukaryota; Fungi; Ascomycota; Sordariomycetes; Xylariales; Hypoxylaceae. Gene Ontology annotation, molecular function: oxidoreductase activity, acting on paired donors, with incorporation or reduction of molecular oxygen; monooxygenase activity; iron ion binding. The transcript is spliced from 2 exons. Bases 1 to 609 code for a protein of 202 amino acids.